AGCUUUUCAAACUCAGCAAUAUCAGGCAUCGAAUUUCGACGAGCUUGAAGAUAAUUUGGAGAGUGAAGCUUUUCAAGAAGAUGAGGAGAAUGUUUUUACAAAUGAGGAAGGUGUGAUUUGGUUAAAAAAAAACCUACUCAUACCGAUAUGGCCGCAACACAUCUCAUGUUGAGAUUAAGAGAUCAAAAAAAGGAGCAGUUCAAUAAUAAAAAAAAUAAUAAGAGACAGCUAUGGGCUGGGAUAGCUGAAGAGCUGACGAGGAACCAAUUCAUGUUGGGGGCGAAUGGCGGUGAAAGAUGCCGCCAAAAAUUCGCCAAUUUGACCAAGUCAUACUUGAAAUCCAUAAGAAACCAGAAGACAACAGGGGCAGCCUUCAUGGAGCAUCCUCCAUUUUUUGAGGAGGUCCACUCAAUUUUAGGUGAGAAGCAUAAAACUCAACCCAAACAUUUAGUGGACAGCUUGGAGGAUGAGCCCAUGCCUGAGGCCCCUAUGCCCGUGCAAGAAGCACCAAUAAUGGAUGAGGGCGCUUCUUGCAGCUACAACACUAGAACGGAACCAGCCAUAACUGACCGGUUCAAAAACCUGAGGGAUACUCCUACCACCAGAACUAACAAAGGGGAUCUGGUUCUACAGGAGUUGAGGAGCCACCAGGUGGAACAAAGAAGACAAUUCGACGUCCUUGCUGCUCAUCUAAAAAAAACAGAGGAGCAGAGGGAGAAGCUCCUCAAUAUUAUGGAGCAAUUUUUCACAAGAAAGAGGAAGAGGCAGGAAGAAGAUUCUGAUGGAGAAUAAAGGGGCCUUUUCCUCUUUCUUGUAAAAAAUUUGCAAAAAUUUGUGUAUAUUUUUGUUUUGUUUUUAUUUAUUUUAUGUAUUUAAUAAAGUUCUUUUUUUAUGUAUAUAUUAUGUUAUUCUUGAAUUUCAGUGAUAUUUUCCUUCAUUCGUUUUUUUUUGGUUUUGUAAGCUAGUGUGAACACAAAUGGAACUUAGCUUGUGCGUAUUUUUAAAGUGAUGAAUUGGCCUUUUCCUGUUUCUGAAUAAAAAUUUGUGAUUUGUGUAUAUUUUUAUGUAUAAGAGGAUCGGAUCAUCAAGAGGUAGGUUCUUCAAUGAUAUUAUAUGCAUACAGUUCCAAGCAUUCUUGAUGCAUAGAUCGUAAUUGAAACUGAAUUUUAGAACUGGAGAUCCUUGUCUAGGGGUGAUGGAUGUCAUGAAGUCAUCUCUUCAGAGAGAAGCAGAACUUAUUCAAAUCCCCAACAAAAAGGAACGAGAAGAUGUGGCUUAUGAUAAAUAGGGAGAUGAAUGGCGAUUUUACUGCUGAGCAAUGCAGCAAUAAAUUCAAAUAUCCAAAAUCAAAAUAAAUGAAAAUAAAAGACAAUAUGUCUAACGCUCAGUCAGGGACAAGAGCAAUUCAUUUCCAAUUCUUCGAUGAGAUAGAUGAGAUAUUUCGUUAUGACAGAAAUAUUAGAGGUAACGUACAAGUUGCUUCCUCUCUGGAACCAAUAGUUAUUCCGGAAAGGGUUGCCGAAUUGGAAGCACCUACACCAUCAGCUUCCAAUGCUUCUAACGCUUCCCAAGGGGGAGAAAAAAAAGCCAUAUGGAGUUUCUUGGGGAAUAAGCUGCUAUCAGCGAGAGGCAGAGAGAAAGGAGGCAUCUCGAACUAAUGCAGCAGAGACAGGACGCCAUGUAUCAGUUCCAUGAUUCCUUCUUCCAAUUAAUGGACAGAUUUAAAUGACGAAUAUUUUUAUUUAUUUGGUGAGAUUUUUUUAUUUAUAUUUAUUCGCUGAAAUUUUUCAUAUUUUUUAUCAAGAGUAUGUAAAAUUACUUCAAGAGAAAGAGAACACAACAUAGUUUAGAUUUUCUUUGCCAUUCUACAAUGAAAUCAGCUAUAAAAUUGCAAGAGCAUUCGAUAGGGAGAACUUGAAAAUAGCUUUUAAGGCCGAAAAUUGAUUGCAUUCCCAUAUAAUAAAUUGCAAAGACAAAACUCCAAUGUCACAGAAAAACGUAGUGUACAAACUGAAAUGUAAAACAUGUGAUGCUUUCUACAUUGGAAAAACAUAUAGGUCACUGAACACCAGAAUAAAGGAACAUAUAAAAAAUUAUAAUGAAAAGAGUGCAUUUGGGAACCAUUUGAAAUCAACUAAACAUGAAUUUGACAAAAAAGAGGACAUACAGUUGUUACAUAAAGUUGGAUAUACUUGAAAUUAUGAAAUAAAGAAAAACUUGAAGAAAAACGCAACCCUUUGUCUGAAUAACCUGACUGAAACCAAUCUCUCAUACAAACCCAUUUUCGAAAAUUUAAUUUGAAUCCAAAUAAUUGGAAGAAAAUUGACUCUAUGAUUUAAGUGACAAGUUGUUUUGUUUUUCUGUGACUAACCAUAAUCUGAGGACAUAACCCCAAAAUCAGUACUUUCUCGACAAUUCUAAAAGUUUUUCAGUCGCUUUGUUUUGUUUGUGAAUGUCUUUUUUCGGAGAUGUUUUCAGUGUGAAUACUUAUUGACAAGUAAGAUUACUUUGUAUUUUAAUUACUGUGAA
Coccinella septempunctata (seven-spotted ladybird) is the source of this 2529-nucleotide messenger RNA. RefSeq lists its product as uncharacterized. The record is from RefSeq and is a predicted model, not a curated record. The transcript is spliced from 3 exons. The coding region runs from base 148 to 792 and encodes 214 amino acids. NCBI's taxonomy places the organism in Eukaryota, Metazoa, Arthropoda, Insecta, Coleoptera, Coccinellidae.